Molecule: messenger RNA, 468 nt
Organism: Trametes versicolor FP-101664 SS1
Lineage: Eukaryota; Fungi; Basidiomycota; Agaricomycetes; Polyporales; Polyporaceae
Exons: 1
Coding region: 1-468 (155 amino acids)
Source: RefSeq, a predicted model, not a curated record
AUGCAGAGCACUGCGCGCCACGGCGCGUCCGCCACUGCGACUCCCGGUGUCCCGCUCAUCGCGCCGGCGUCCAGCACCCCCACAACCGCGGCGCACACCACGCCGCAUGCCGCGCCGCACGCCUUUCCUUUCUUCCCUGCUCACACGUCUGAUUUCAUCUUCGCGCCGCCCCCGGUCACGACGCCUUCCCAAUACUCCGGCGCGGGCGGCACUCUCCAUGAGUGGCACAUGCCCCCGCCCUUCGCUAUUGAUCCCGCGCUUCUCGAUGACAGGGCGGGGACGCUGUCCAUCGUGAACACGACAUCGGCGGUCAGCGCCGACUCAGCGUCUUCGCCGAUCACCUCCAACUCACUUGCAGCCCCUCCUCCCGCCGGCGGCACAUUCCAGUUCGUCGAAUACAGCUACAACUCGGAAGGCGGACAGGGUGGGAAGCGUGGCAAACGCGGUCCGCGCGGGGGGCAGGCUUGA